Molecule: messenger RNA, 426 nt
Organism: Lingula anatina
Lineage: Eukaryota; Metazoa; Brachiopoda; Lingulata; Lingulida; Lingulidae
Molecular function (GO): hydrolase activity, acting on ester bonds
Source: RefSeq, a predicted model, not a curated record
AUGCAUGUAGCUAUAGGCUUUCACCCGAAAAAGGCCUCCCAAACCCCUGCUUUGCGGGAGCAAAAUCUCAUAGCCUUCAGGACGUUGGUUCAAGAUUCCCAUGUCAGCGCCAUCGGAGAGGUUGGUCUUGAUUUUUCAGAGUCCUCCCAUGUCUGGCAGGAUCAGGAAGAUCUGCUCAAUGAUCUACUGCCCUCAGAAAUUGACAGCAAGGUGUUAGUGUUGCAUUGCCUUGGAAUGGGUAGUGGUGACUCUGUGUAUGCCAUCAGGCAUCUGUUAUCAAUCCUACAAAGGAAUAACAUCCCAGAGCAUCAGCCCAUCAAUUUCCACUGUUUUACAGGGAACAAGCUCAUGGAGAUGUGGCUGCCUGUUUAUUACAACACAUACUUUGGCUUCACCAGGCUGGUGAAAACUUACAACAAAUCCUAG